Molecule: messenger RNA, 1573 nt
Organism: Salvelinus namaycush (lake trout)
Lineage: Eukaryota; Metazoa; Chordata; Actinopteri; Salmoniformes; Salmonidae
Product: sugar transporter SWEET1-like
Exons: 7
Coding region: 141-773 (210 amino acids)
Biological process (GO): carbohydrate transport
Cellular component (GO): membrane
Molecular function (GO): sugar transmembrane transporter activity
Source: RefSeq, a predicted model, not a curated record
ACGACGUCAACGUUGAGUCGCUGAUGCAGAUGUCAACUAUUUGCGCGAUAGCUGAUUUGAUAUUCAUAGCGAAAUUACUCACAAUUUAGACACAUACCUCGCUAUCUAGGUAGUGCACCACAUAUUCCGUUUUCCGAUCUAUGGAGUUUUUGCAGUUUCUAUCAUGGGCGUGCAUCGUAUUUACAGUCGGGAUGUUCUCGACUGGACUGACGGACCUAAAGAAGAUGAGAGCUUCCAAAAGUGCAGAUAACGUCCAGUUCCUCCCCUUCCUCACCACAUGCCUCAAUAACCUGGGCUGGCUGUAUUAUGGGAUACUGAAGACGGAUGGGACUCUGGUCCUGGUUAACACCAUAGGAGCCUGUCUACAGUCCCUCUACAUCCUCUCCUACUGCCACUACACCAAUGACAAGAGGCGAGUGACCUCUCAGACGUUACUAGCAGGAGGAGUGGUCUGUGGAGGCUGGCUGUACUUCAGUGUUCUCCUGCCUCAGGGAGAGUCUCAGCUGGCCCAGCUAGGUCUCACCUGCAGCCUGUUCACUAUCAGCAUGUACCUGAGUCCGCUCGCUGACCUGAUGGAGAUAGUGCGUACUGGUAGUGUGGAGCGUUUGUCCUUCUCUCUGACUGUAGCUACCUUCCUCACCUCAACAUCCUGGACGCUCUAUGGACUACAGCUGCAAGACUACUAUAUCAUGAUCCUCUCAAGCGCUGUCAGGUUGGAUGGAGAAUGUCGCUGCACAGCUAUUUCCAGGUUCCAAACACGCCAGGCAUUGUGACCAGUCUCAUCCGGUUCUUCCUGUUCUGGAGAUUUGCAUCUGUCAAUCAAGGCGUGCCAUCCUAUAAGCUCAUUGAAAUCUAAGUGGCUGGAGACUCGCACACCAAUGGUUACAAGGGAGAGAUAACAGGCUUCUUGACCCUAUCAUGGUCAGGCUGUCAAUCACUGAUAUUGUUACUCAUAUUGUAAAUGAUUCAUGAUCACUCCUACCCACCAAGGGUUUAAGAAGACUUUCUCCUCUCAAGGCAGAAGCUGUCCCUAAUCACAGAUCUAGGAUCAGAGUACCCUAGCAAUGGGGGAUGAACAAUUAUGAAUAAAUAUCUGACCCUGUAUCAGUGGUUAGGGGCAUCUUCCUCAUCUUUCUCCCUCCACCACUUCCUUUUAGUGCCUUCUGUCCUAGUCUGAGACAUCAUUAGUGCCACCUGAGAACUCAACCAUGGGCGGGACAGUCCUGCCCUGUCAUUCACAGUAGUCUCUGUUACCCAGUGGGAGGUUUUUUGCUCAGCAUCAAUGCGCUGCUAUUGGUUGAAUCGCUCUAACUAACAGGGCAGGAUGAUCCCACCUCUAGUGGGGUUUGAGACCCCCUCACCUUUAUAGUUGACUGUCCUCAUCACUAUGGUACCCUGUGAACUAGGGGUGAACAACUGUUCCUGGUAGCCACAGUAUCUGCUGGGUUGUUAUCCUUCUCUUUUAACUAGACUGAUGUACAGUGCAUUUGGAAAGUUUUCAGACCCCUUGAGUUUUUCCACAUUUUGUUACGUUACAGCCUUACACUAAAAUGUAUUAAAUUGUUUAUUUUCC